Molecule: messenger RNA, 2577 nt
Organism: Zophobas morio
Lineage: Eukaryota; Metazoa; Arthropoda; Insecta; Coleoptera; Tenebrionidae
Product: neutral alpha-glucosidase C-like
Exons: 11
Coding region: 1-2532 (843 amino acids)
Biological process (GO): N-glycan processing; carbohydrate metabolic process
Molecular function (GO): carbohydrate binding; alpha-glucosidase activity
Source: RefSeq, a predicted model, not a curated record
AUGACGUUCACAAAACUCGUCGUAUUAGUAGUACUGGCAGCAAGUGCCAAGGCUGCCGACCAUGACAUGUACCACAACUGUUCAAGAGUAGACGUCUGCAGCCAAAAUCGAGAACUGGAACGACAAGAACGGUACCAAGUAAUUUUAGAAGGAGCUAUGUUUUCCCAAGGAGUAGCAAGUUUUCGGGUACAAACAGCUGACGGAAUCGAAGAUGUGGGACUAAAUAUCACAGCCAUCGAAGGGAAUAUAUUUAGGGUCCAAAUUGAAGAAACUGAGUCUUCGCGGUACCACAUCCAGGAUGUUCUAGACGGAGAGCCAACUAUUGUCAAUUUUGACGAUGUUCAACUCUGGUUGACUUCGGCUGAAAUUUUCCUAGGUAGCAACAGAGCAGUCGUCAAUUUUUCACCAUUUUCUAUUGAGUUUUACGUUAAUGAUGUAUUAACUGUGGUUAUAGAAGGGGAUCGCUUGACUCUUCAGAAUGAAGAAUUGCACACUCCGUUUACUGUUGGAGUGUCUUUCACUCAAGCUCUACAUUUGUAUGGACUUCACGAACACGCCGACUAUUUGGCUCUACGUACCACUGCUCCAGGAGGUGAUGAUCCGUACCGUGUCAAAACCAUGGACUUGACUUACUACGAGCUACACAGUACCAUGGCGAUGUAUGGCGCUGUUCCUGUUUUAUAUGGCCAUGGGAUCAAUUCGACUUCUGGGCUAUUUUUACACAAUGCGGCUGAACAGUGGGUCGAAAUCACCAACAAAGAUGUAGGUGCUGAUGCGUUCUUCAUGGUUGAUAGUGGAGCUUUGGAUAUCUUCAUAUUCCUUGGACCUUCCACCACUGAUGUCGUUCGUCAGUACACUUCACUGACAGGAGUUGCCCAUCUACCACCGAUAUGGACUCUUGGAUAUCACCAAUGUCGCUGGGGGUACGCCGACCAGACGGACGUCGAAACUGUCAUUGCAGACCUGGAUGCUAACGACUUUCCAGUUGACGUCAUCUGGUUAGACAUCCAGCACACCCAAGACAUGAAAUUCUUCACUUGGAACAGCGAAAAUUUCAGCGAUCCUUUCGACAUGUUAGCAAAUUUGGCAUCGACUCACCGAUACUUAGUAACUCUAAGCGACCCCCACUUCAAGAAAGAAGAAGGUUAUUUCGUGUACGACGAAGCCACAGCUAACGACUACUUCAUCAAAAACCCCGAUGGUACCAACUAUGAAGAUGAAUGUUGGCCGGGAACGAGUUCCUGGAUGGAUUACCUAAACCCAGCUGCUAGAGACUACUACUCCAGUUUAUAUUUAUACGAGAACUGGAACGGUACUACGUCCACACUGGGUGGAAUAUGGAACGACAUGAACGAAGCCGCUAUUUUUAACGAAGAAAUUGAAAAAACUUUCCCUUAUGACGUGGUUCACUACGGAGGAGUGUCCAACAGGGAUAUUCACAACAUGUACGGCUACCUUCAAACCAUGGCCACCCAUAAAGGUUUAAUUGAUCGUGAUAAUGGUGCCUUGCGACCUUUUAUCUUAACCAGAGCGCACUUUGCUGGGUCUCAAAAGUACGCGGCGUUCUGGACGGGCGACAACACCGCAGAAUUUGGAUUCAUACCAAUCAGUUAUUCCAUGUGUCUUAAUGCUAACCUUCUGGGGUUGGUGUUCUGUGGAGCCGACGUUGGUGGUUUCUUCGGAGAACCAUCAGAGGAACUCUUGCAAAGGUUUUAUCAAGCUGGAGCGUGGUUGCCCUUCUUCAGAGAACACUCAAAUAUAGGCUCGGAAAGACGCGAACCCUAUUUGUAUCCUGAGGAUGUUCAAGCAACGAUAAGAGAGACAAUAAAGACACGCUACGCCCAUUUGCCGGUUUGGUACACCCUGUUUUAUGAGCAUACGCGUUUUGGCGAUCCUGUUAUUAGACCUUUGUUUUACCAUUACCCCAAUGAUGUCGAACUUCUUGAAAUUGAUGAUCAACUGCUAGUAGGCCAAAAUAUUUUGGUCAAAGCUGUUGGUGAAUCUGAAGUCGAGUCUGUGCAAGUGUACUUUCCGGGAGGUGAAAACGAAAUCUGGUUUUCUGCACAGCUUGAUGGUACCACUUUUCCGGGUACUGGGUGGACGGACAUACCUGUUACUAUUGAGAGGAUUCCUGUUUAUUAUAGAUUGGGGUCUAUUAUUCCCACAAAGCAAACUUCUAGACCCUCUACUACAGAUAUGAAAGACGAUGGCUACACAAUGAUCGUCUUGCUGCGUAAUGAUGAGAUGGCUGAAGGAACAAUUUAUAAUGACGAUAAUCUCAGUUUUGAAUAUAGGGAUUCUCAAAAAUAUAUUUAUGCGGAUCUUUCUGCUACUGACAUGCUAUUGGUCAUAAGUGCCAUUGACGAUUCAGAUGACGAAGAAUUUGAGAUUGUUAUUGACGAUAUCGUCACUUUGACAUACAAUGAUGAUGGAACGGUUGUCAAGAAUUCUUACAAACACGACGUGAACGGUGUUCCUCUCAAUCAAAUGAAAUAUCAAGGAAAAGAACCUCUUGUUAUAAAUCUACGUUAAAUGAAUUGUACUUUGAAAAAUAUGCAAUAAAAUAUACAUGAAAUA